Molecule: messenger RNA, 569 nt
Organism: Gilbertella persicaria
Lineage: Eukaryota; Fungi; Mucoromycota; Mucoromycetes; Mucorales; Choanephoraceae
Exons: 2
Molecular function (GO): zinc ion binding
Source: RefSeq, a predicted model, not a curated record
CAAAAGCCAUGCCACGUCCUUCAAAGGCAUUGAUUGAUAAGACCUUUAAGCAACUUUUUGAGCUUAAACAAUGUAAAUAAACAUCGCCUUACAUGUGCCUUUUUCUUAAGAUAUAUAGUGAAUCAAGAAUCAAUUUUGAUUCUUCAUGCAUUGUUUAGUGACACGCUAUUAGAAGCGAUUCAUAUCGCCGAGAGUAAAUCUGGUAAGCACUGCAGCAAUUAAUCGAGAAGCCUAAAUAUGUUCCUAGUGGCCAAAGUAAAAAGUAAUUCAGGACGUGUUGUGUUUAGAGUUUCGGACUUGUGUUUAUACCCAGAAGAAGAGCGAGUAGGAAAAGAAAAAGAGGAUGAAGAAAUAGAAAACAUAUUCACUUGCCUUUUGUUUCCAAGGCAUUGUUCAUGUGAGACGUUCUUAAAAGAAGUGAUUUUACAAGACAAAUCGAUUAUGUGUCGCCAUCUUUUAGCCAUUAUGAUUAGCCAUGCAUUGAAUAUUUCUGAAAAUAUUCAAUUGAAUGAUGAAGAUUUUGCAGAGCACUAUUACAGUUGGGUAGCAUAAUGCGCGUUCCCUUUUUU